Messenger RNA from Xiphophorus maculatus (southern platyfish), 4248 nucleotides. RefSeq names its product sodium- and chloride-dependent GABA transporter 2-like. Gene Ontology annotation, cellular component: membrane. The transcript has 14 exons. Gene Ontology annotation, biological process: sodium ion transmembrane transport. The record is from RefSeq and is a predicted model, not a curated record. Bases 60 to 1778 code for a protein of 572 amino acids. NCBI's taxonomy places the organism in Eukaryota, Metazoa, Chordata, Actinopteri, Cyprinodontiformes, Poeciliidae.
GCAAGGCAAUCCAAAGACCCACACCAGUCCUCCCAAAAGAUCGUUUCUCUCUCAGCAGGAUGGCAGACACUCCUUGCAAACUGGGCCAUUUCCUGGAAAAGAAAGCCUCACGGGCUGCUGAGGAGCGCGGCAAGUGGGAGACCAAAAAAGAGUUCAUCUUGAGUGUGGCUGGUGCUAUUAUUGGACUUGGUAAUGUGUGGAGAUUUCCAUAUCUUUGCUACAAAAAUGGUGGGGGCGCAUUCUUCAUCCCUUACUUCCUCUUCCUCAUCACCUGCGGCGUUCCUCUGUUUGUCCUGGAAACAUCACUGGGCCAGUACACCAGUCAGGGAGGAAUCAUGUGCUGGAGAAAGAUCUGCCCCUUGUUUGAAGGUAUGGGAUAUGCCAGCCAGAUUAUCAUUUUCUAUGGAAACAUCAGCUAUGUUGUGAUCUUAGCGUGGGCAUUCCUCUACUUCUUCUUCUCGUUCUCCGGAAAGCUGCCAUGGGCCAGCUGCAAUAACACAUGGAAUACAGAUCGUUGUGUGGAAUUAGACAACUAUAAUACCACUGCUAACUGGACCUCAUCUGUGAAUGCGUCAUCGUCAUCUGUUAUAGAGUUUUGGCAGCGACGGGUGUUAAACAUUUCCACGGGCAUAGAGGCAAUCGGAAACAUUCGCUGGGACCUUUCAUUGUGCCUUUUUCUGUCCUGGGUCAUCUGCUACUUCUGUGUAUGGAAGGGAGUGAGAUCCACAGGGAAGGCUACAUACUUCACUGCCACAUUCCCUUUUGUUUUAUUGGUGGUGCUGUUCUUCAGAGGAAUGACACUUCCUGGAGCAUUGCAUGGUAUCAAGUACUACCUAUACCCUAAUCCUUCACGACUCGCUGACCCACAGGUCUGGAUGGAUGCUGGUACACAAAUAUUUUAUUCCUAUGCCAUUUGCUUGGGGUACAUGACCACAUUUGGAAGCUACAACAAAUACAACAACAACUGUUACAGAGACUCCUUCUAUCUUUGCUUGCUGAACAGUGGGACCAGCAUAGUGUCCGGAUUUGCAAUUUUCUCCGUUCUGGGCUACAUGUCAACAAAACAGGGAGUUGAUAUUUCUGCAGUUGCUGAAUCAGGUCCUGGACUCGUCUUCAUUGUCUAUCCUCAAGCCGUAACUCUUCUGCCGUGGCCUCAGGUCUGGUCUGUGUGCUUCUUCUUCAUGAUCAUCUUAUUGGGAAUUGAUGGACAGUUUGCAGGGCUUGAAAGCAACAUGACGUCUUUAACAGAUCUUUACCCUUCCUACCUCCGAAAGGGAUACCGCAGGGAGCUUCUUCUGUUGCUGUUCUGUAUUGUUAGCUCUUUGUUUGGCUUGUUUUUGGUCACAGAGGCUGGUGCAUACAUUCUGCAGAUCUUUGAUCAUUAUGUUUGUAGCGGCCCAACUCUCCUUCUAAUGGCAAUCUUCCAGUCAGUGAUCAUCGGAUGGAUUUAUGGUGCUGGGCGCUUUAGUGACAACAUCGAAGACAUGAUUGGUUACAAACCUCUGCCGCUGUUCAAAUACUGCUGGCUCUACAUCACCCCUCUUGUUUGCAGUGCAACUCUUGUAUUUUUGCUCCUGAAAUACACGCCAAUGAAGUUCAACAACACGUAUGUGUAUCCCUGGUGGACUUACUGGAUUGGCUGGUUUCUGGCCAUGUCAUCGCUGUCCAUGAUCCCAAUUACCAUGAUCUUCAAGCUGGCUAAAGAAAAAGGCUCUCUCUGGCAGCGAUUUAAGAAAACCUCCAAGCCUGCAGAUGACCUUCCAGGAAUGGCGGAAUAGCCCUAAAAUAAGAGUGUAAAGACACGAUAAACAUAUAGAGACCACAAUACAUAACGCCCACACCUAACUAUAUAUGCUUGCUGUCUUGCUCAGGCAUUUUGGAUAAUGCCUGAGCAAGAUAGGCUUAAUUACAUUAACAUGCACAUUGGGAGUAGAGAAGGACCUGCAAAAAUGAAUCAAAAUAUGGCAGUAUAGCACCUUUCUGCAGAGCUGUGAGGGUGUGUUCACAAUGUAUUCGUAUUGCAGAAUGCAACUAUCGUAAAACAAUAGAAAAAUAGCUUUUGUCUCAUUUGUUUGCAUUCAACUCUCCUUUUCCUGGAGGUAAAGUUUGAAUGUUGAGUUUACAGACUGUAGGAAUUAUAAAUUAGAGUACACCAACAAUUAAGUCUGUUUUUUUGAAUGUUUUUUUAAAUAAACAACACAAAAUCUAAAGACACAUUUGUAAGAAAAGUUAUUUUGUUAGUUGAGAGAGUGGGCCAUGAAAAACUUUCCAAAUCCUGCCUUUGCCAAAUAGCUUUUGGAGGAGGCAGUGUGAUAGUUUUUCAUAUUUUUAUUUGUGCUUCUCAGCCAACACAUAUAUUUUUAUUUCAAAUGAGUUAUUUAAAAAGAAAUAAACAAGCUGUAAAUGGGAUACAAUUUAGAAGAAUUGUUACAAGAACGAAAUAACUGACCAAACACAAAUUUUCUUAAUUUUGAGGAUAGUUUGUCUUGUGGAGGUUGUUUAGUUAAAAUAUGUGGCAUUUGUUAUUAUUUUAGAAAUGUUUCUUUUUAAAAUCAGUUAAUUUGUAUUUAGUAUUAAAUAUUUAAAGUAGAACUUGUGUAAAUAAAUAAUGAAAUGAAAUUAAAGAGGUUGAGUUAAGCAAUGAUUCAACAAUUGUACAAGAGAAAUAGAGUACAAUUAAGCUUCACAGCAACUCCAUCGUUGAGUGACCAACCUGAAUAAUAUAUGUAAUUUAUUGUGAUUUUUUUAAAACACAGGACCUCAAAAGUUACAGCAUUCCUCUAAAACAUACAAAAACUUAUUUUAUUUACCUUUUACAAAAGGUUCCAUCAACAAAACAUUGAUACUUCUUAUUGAGUAAAACUAAGCCUCUUUUUUGUUAUUUAAGCACACAGUUCUCAAAAUUAAUCACAUCUCUGUUUUCGCUUUACUUUUAAAGUUAGUCUUUGUUUCCUUUUACAGCCUGGAGAAUAAAUUUAAGUCUACAUAUUCCAAUAUGCAUUAGUCUUUUUGGUUCCUUAUUUUGCCUCAGAGGUUUUCUGUUGUGCAAGUCUUUAUCCUUCAUAUUUGACCAUGGGAACAUGCUUCUUGAGAUUAGGUGCUUAUGAUUUAAUUUAUCCAGCGAAACAAAGACUCAGGAUGGUCCAAUUUGGCUGCGGGGUAGCAAUUUACCACUAAAACAAUAUGUGGAACCUCAUACCAUUUUGUCAAAGGAAACUUUUUUGUCACAUAUAAAUUAGCCUUUGAUGUCUGCGAACUGUAAAGAGGGAAAUAUGUAUGAAUGUAAAGAACCAAAAACUGUGUAUGCACUGGUGAAGUAACCCUCCCCUUAACGUGUUAAGCUACGUGCUGACCCCCAAUUUCAAGUUUCAUUUGUAUAGCACAUUAAAGCAACAAGGCAACUUGCACUGAUUUUGUUUCCACUCUGCAGUAACUACGCACUGGUUAGUCAAUGAGAGCCUUUAUGGUGCCUUUAUUGUAUGUUAUAUUAUGUUUGAUGUUGCAAAAGGAGUCAGUAUGGGGAUCUUUGCAAAGUUUGUGGCUUACUGAGAAUCAGCAUCUUUAUGGGUGUAUUAAGAAAUGUUUUGGAGAUGUCUAGCAAUGACACAAACCCCAUACUGGUGUUUACCAACCCAAAGAAAAGCCAAAUAAUGGUGAUGUUAAAGCACACAUCACUACUCAGUACAAAUGCUUAUAGCUUUACAGUAACUUUAUCUCUUAAUGUACAGGAAGGGCAUUAAAGCUGUUUUAUAUUGUUGUAGUAUCACUAGUAUUUACAUCACAAUGCUGAAAUGUGUAAAGAAAAACAUUCAAAGUCAAAGCUAAUUAGAUUUUUCUGGAAAAGGCCAUUCUAAACUUAGAUUUGGGAAGAAAAUAGAUUUUAAUGACUUUGUGGUGCUAAAUUUGUGUAUUACAUUUGAGGAGAGCCAUAUCAGGCAUUUUAUUCUGAUUGUGGCCAAACCAAACUGUUAUGAUGUGAUUUUUAUCCAUUGGCAGGCAAGACAGUAUACUAUAAAGACAUUUUUGACCACUGCUAAUUUGAUAUGACUACUUAUAAUGGCUUUUAUCUGACUUUUUUUUUUACAUGAGAUAUACAUAUUUUAUGCACUAUAUGAACCAAGUAAACAUAUUUUACGACUUUUAAGAAGCUACAAAACAACUUUUACAGAGCCUUAUAUCUUUUUUGGCACAAAGUAUUUUUUAAAGUGUAAUAAAGCCUUUUCUCUGUAUGGCUGUAAAGUUGUACAA